UCCCCACGCACAGAUCUGAGCUCUAUUCUCCUUUCUUCCUUCCUCCACGCUAGCGAAUUCUACUUAUCUUGGUGUGAUUUUUUGGCUUGACAGAAAGCUACUGCUACAGCAGCAUUGUGUCGGGAAUUCCUCGCCGACACCGCUGGAGCAUUGACAGAUCAAUCGAGGUAUACAUAUUUUCGAUUGGAUUUAAAUUUCGUUGAUAAUGAAGGUGAUUGAGAAGAUCCAGAAGGCCGCCAAGGACGAAAACAAGGUUGUUUUCUCCUUCGAAUUCUUCCCACCCAAGACAGAAGAUGGCGUCGACAACCUGUUCGAAAGAAUGGAGAGGAUGGUCGUCCAUAACCCGAAUUUCUGUGAUAUCACGUGGGGUGCAGGCGGAUCCAGCGAUCUGACGCUGGAGAUCGCGAAUCGGAUGCAGAAUAUGGUCUGCGUCGAGACCAUGAUGCACUUGACGUGUACCAAUAUGCCUGUGGAGAAAAUUGAUCACGCUCUGGAUGCUAUAAAAUCCAACGUCCAGAAUGUCCUUGCUUUGCGGGGAGAUCCCCCUCAUGGCCAGGAUAAGUUCGUCCAAGUGGAAGGUGGCUUUGCCUGCGCUCUCGACCUGGUGAAACAUAUUCGUGCCAAAUAGGAUUAUUUUGGGAUCACUGUUGCUGGUUAUCCAGAGGCUCAUCCUGAUGUUAUACCUGCUAAUGGGAUUGCCUCGCUUGAGGCAUAUCAAAGCGACCUUGCCUAUCUGAAGAGAAAGGUUGAUGCUGGAGCUGAUCUUAUUAUAACUCAACUCUUCUAUGAUACUGAUUUCCUCAAAUUUGUUAAUGACUGUCGCCAAAUUGGCAUAACUUGCCCUAUUGUUCCUGGGAUUAUGCCCAUCAAUAAUUACAGGGGCUUCCUUCGUAUGACCGGCUUUUGCAAGACUAAGAUUCCUCCUGAGAUUACUGCUGCCUUAGAGCCUAUCAAGGACAAUGAAGAAGCUGUGAGAAACUACGGGAUUCACCUUGGAACUGAAAUGUGCAAGAGGAUUUUGGCUAGUGGAAUCAAGACAUUGCAUCUCUAUACAUUAAACAUGGAGAAGUCUGCAUUGGCUAUAUUGAUGAAUCUUGGUCUGAUUGAGGAAUCAAAGAUUUCAAGGACAUUGCUUGGAGACGUCCCACUAAUAUUUAUCGUGUUAGAAGAUGUUCGCCCUAUAUUUUGGUAUAUAAUACUGCAUCAGCCCAUUUUUGCACUCUCUCUCUCUCUCUCUCUGUCUUAG
Messenger RNA from Coffea arabica (coffee), 1246 nucleotides. Lineage: Eukaryota; Viridiplantae; Streptophyta; Magnoliopsida; Gentianales; Rubiaceae. The record is from RefSeq and is a predicted model, not a curated record.